AUGGGUCAUGACGCUGAAACACUAAUCGAGCAUUUCACAUUUGAGAGAGAAAAAAAUCCAAACUUUUUCUUUGAUUAUGAUACGGACUCGGAUAAUAGGAUGCUUCGUUGUUUUUGGGCUGAUUCUGAAUCAAGAAGAUCAUAUGCCUUCUUUGGCGAUGUUGUGGUGUUUGAUACAACCUACAACACCAAUAGGUACUCGAUGAUAUUUGCCCUAUUUGUUGGUGUAAAUCAUCAUGGCCAGACCAUUAUUUUUGGUUGCAGAUUGUUAAGUGAUGAGAUGAUAGAAUCAUUUGUUUGGUUGUUUUCGAAGUUCUUAGAAGCUAUGCCAAACCAAGCGACCCCUGUUGUUAUAAUCACUGAUCAAGACGCUGCAAUUUCAAAGGCUAUCUCAAUGCUAUUGCCGUUCACUCAACACCAGUUUUGCCUGUGGCAUAUUUUGAACAAGUUUUUAGAAAAAAUCAAUGUCAUGCUAUAUAAUGAGCAGUAUCACAGGCUGGUAAAUAUUAUUAAACAGUCUGAAUCGCCUGAGGAGUUCGAACAACGGUGGACCGAGAUAAUGGAAACCACCAAUUUAGACAGCAAUGAUUGGUUGAUCAACAUGUAUGAAAUACGCAAUCGAUGGGUACCAACGUAUGUCAACCAUGUAUUUAGUGCAGGAAUGUCUAGUAGCCAAAGGGUUGAGAGCAAUCACUCAUUUUUGAAGAGGUUAGAUGGGUUGGAUGACCCAUAUCACCCCCAGUAUUCUUUUGAUGGCACACAUAAUGAUGGGUUCACUAGUAUUACCAAUAACAACUAUGAAGAUGUGAACGUCAAUUUUGAUAAUUAUUUCCCGUGA
Messenger RNA from Diospyros lotus (date-plum), 837 nucleotides. Its product is annotated as protein FAR-RED IMPAIRED RESPONSE 1-like. The transcript is spliced from 2 exons. Bases 1 to 837 code for a protein of 278 amino acids. The record is from RefSeq and is a predicted model, not a curated record. Gene Ontology annotation, biological process: regulation of DNA-templated transcription. Lineage: Eukaryota; Viridiplantae; Streptophyta; Magnoliopsida; Ericales; Ebenaceae.